AUGAAGUAAGAAAUGAUUUUGCAUCUUGUCAAGGGGAUAAUCUUCAUGUUUCUAAUAGGACUUGGAGUUGUGGGGAACAUCUUGGUUCUUGUGAACUAUAUGGGCGUGUUUAGAAGCACUAUGAAAUCUAUACACCUCAUUCUCAUUCAUUUGGCUUUUACAAAUAUGGUAACACUUUUUUCAAAAGUAAUGCCAAGGACAAUUACCAGUUUGGGGUUGAGACGCCUCGUAGGUGAUACAGCCUGUAAGAUCAUAGUUUAUCUUGGUAGGGUGGCCCGGGGCCUGUCCAUCUGCACCACCAGUCUCCUCACAGUGGUCCAGGCCAUCACCAUCAGUCCCAGAGCCUCCAGGUGGAGGAGGCUGCAGCCCAGGUCUGCAUGGCACCUGCUUCCCUUGUUGCUCUUCCUUUGGAUACUCAAUUCCUUGAUAAGCAUGAAUUUAACAUUUUACUCCAAAAAUAUCAGCAGCAUGAACACAUCACAAUUUACUAGUGGUUACAACUAUUGUUAUUUACAACCACAAACCGGGAUAAUUAGAUGGAUUUUUAUUCUUCUCAUGGUCUUUCGAGAUGCUGUGUUCCAGGGUGUCAUGGGCGGGGCCAGUGGCUACAUGGUCUUCCUCCUCCACAAGCACCACCAGCACGUGCUCCACCUUCAGACCUCCAAGCUCCUCUACAGAACUCCCCCUGAGGUGAAGGCUGCGAAGAGUGUCCUCCUUCUGAUGCUCUGCUUUCUCUUCUUCUAUUGGGCAGAUUGCUUUAUGACUUUAUAUGUCACUUUCUCCUUAGAGAAGCGUUUCCUAGAAGUAAGUGCUCUAGAACUUGUGAACCUUGGCUACGCCGUCCUCAGCCCAUUUGUGCUGAUGCACAGGGAUGGACACCUGGCUGAGUGUUGUCGUGCUCAGUGA
Messenger RNA from Ictidomys tridecemlineatus (thirteen-lined ground squirrel), 906 nucleotides. Lineage: Eukaryota; Metazoa; Chordata; Mammalia; Rodentia; Sciuridae. The record is from RefSeq and is a predicted model, not a curated record.